Molecule: messenger RNA, 1818 nt
Organism: Lolium rigidum
Lineage: Eukaryota; Viridiplantae; Streptophyta; Magnoliopsida; Poales; Poaceae
Product: kinesin-like protein KIN-10A
Exons: 5
Coding region: 1-1818 (605 amino acids)
Biological process (GO): microtubule-based movement
Cellular component (GO): microtubule; kinesin complex
Molecular function (GO): ATP hydrolysis activity; microtubule binding; ATP binding
Source: RefSeq, a predicted model, not a curated record
AUGUCGCCGCCCCCGCUCCCUCCUCUGCCGCCGCGGCCGAGCCGCCUGGCCCUCGACCCCAGUCCCGGCGCGUCCGCCUCCAAGCGCCGGCUCGUAUUCCUCCCGGGGACCACUCCCGCGCCGUCCAGCAACCGCCACCCUGGCGGCGGCGGCGGCGCCACCAUGGAGCACAUCAUGGAGGUCAUCGGCAGCAUUCGGAGCGUCGUCCGCGGCGAGACGGACGCGGGCGCGCGCACUCCCUUCAAGCGCCGCCUCGACGUCACCCCGUACACCUCCUCCACCCCGAAGAGCAGGCGCCGCCUCGCCGACUCCCCGUACACCUCCUCCACCCCGAAGAGCAGGCGCCGCCUCGCCGACUCCACGUACACCUCCUCCACCCCGAAGAGCAGGCGCCGCCUCGCCGACUCCCCGUACACCUCCUCCACCCAGAAGACCAGCCGCCGCCUCGCCGACUCCCCGUACACCUCCUCCAUCCCGAUGACCAGCCGCCGAGUCGACGCCCCCAAGAGCAGGCGACGGCUCGCCGACUCGUCCCCGUCGUACACCACCCCGCGCCGCCGCGCCGCGGAGCACCCGGUCGAGGUGAUCGGCCGCAUCCGCAACCUCACCGCCGACGCGUCUGCCCUAGAGGUCGGCGCGACGUCCGUGCGCGUGCGCGUGCCGUCCCACGACGCGGGCGGCGGCCGCUCGUCGUGCCACCGCGACUUCGCCCUCGACGGCGUGUCGGCGUCGGAGGAGGAGGGCCUGGAGGGGUUCUACGGCCGGUUCGUGCGGUCCAGGGUGGAGGGCGUGCGGGCAGGCGCCAAGUGCACGGUCAUGGUCUACGGCCCCACGGGGUCCGGGAAGAGCCACACCAUGUUCGGCUGCGCCGACCAGCCCGGCAUCGUCUUCCGGGCGCUCUGGGACGUACUGGGAGGAGGCGGCGGCAACGGCUGCGAGCCCGUCCGGGUGUCCGUCCUGGAGAUUUACAACGAGGAGGUCUAUGAUCUACUCGCCGGAACCGGGGGAGCGAAUGCCAAAGGACCCAAGCCCAAGGUGAGGCUAGAAGUAAUGGGAACCAAAGCCAGGAAUGCCACAUACAUUUCUGAAAAUGAAGCUGGGAAGAUAGCAAAAGAAGUCGUCAAAGUGGAGAAGCGACGUGCUGUGAAGAGCACACAUUGUAAUGCGAGGAGUUCCCGGAGCCACUGCAUGAUAAUUGUGGAUGUGCCGUCAGUGGGAGGAAGGCUCAUGCUUGUUGACAUGGCUGGCUCCGAGAACAUAGAAGCUGUAGGCCAAACUGGCCAUGAAGCCAAAUCUGAGACUGGAACUAUCAACCAAGCAAACACAUUGAAACGGGUGUUUGAGUCGAUUGCCAACGGCGACUCUCAUAUACCAUUUCGGGACAGCAAGCUCACAAUGCUGUUACGGGAUUCAUUUGAAGACAAGAGAUCAAAAAUCCUUAUGAUCCUGUGUGCAAGUCCUGACCCAAAGGAACUUCACAAGACGAUAUCCACCCUGGAGUACGGGGCUAGAGCGAAAUGCAUCACCCGGGCUGCUCACGCAUCAACACCAAGGGACAAGGUGAGCUCUAAAGAAGCCCAAAAUGUGAUACAGUUGAAAGAUGAGGAGCUAGCACGGCUGAGGACGAAGCUCAGUCUGGUGGAAGCACGGGAGGCAGCUGCGAAGGAGGAAGUGAUCAGAGUCGCCGAGGAGACUCGGUUCCUGUGGGGUGAGCUGAGGACAACGGAAGACAAGAUGCUUAUGCAGCAGCAAGAACUCCUUGCCACGAAGCAGCGGCUGCAAGAGGUCGAGCGUGAGAAGCUAUGCAUGGAUGAAUAG